This is a messenger RNA of Closterium sp. NIES-67, 335 nucleotides long. NCBI's taxonomy places the organism in Eukaryota, Viridiplantae, Streptophyta, Zygnematophyceae, Desmidiales, Closteriaceae. The record is from the annotation of a GenBank genome assembly.
AGUGGAUUCGCACCAAGAUUCUGGAAGAAGAUUUUCGUCGCUAUACACUGCGAGGAGGUGAUGACAGAACCAGCGGCUAUGCCAUGCAAGGGACAUGGAGGGAUCGAGGGCGUGGCAAUCGCGGUCGCUCUUACUACAGCCAAGGUGGUCGCGGGACUUGGAACCAGCGGGGGCGUGGUGGCGCUGGUGCAAGAGGAAGAGGCCAAUCUGAUAUCGCUGCGCAAGCUAGGCCAGGCCGGAGUCAGCACCACCACCAAUGGAUCCAAAACAUUCAAGGGGCUGCGAGGAGAUCGUGUGUUAUGGGAUUAACACGAAAGCAGAGAUGUCUUCAGAUC